Adineta steineri is the source of this 1887-nucleotide messenger RNA. The record is from the annotation of a GenBank genome assembly. NCBI's taxonomy places the organism in Eukaryota, Metazoa, Rotifera, Eurotatoria, Adinetida, Adinetidae.
AUGGAAUUCUUAGAUACAUUUCGUCAUUCUUGGCAACAACAAAUCACUAAAGAUAAAUCUAGUCAAUUAAAUGUAAAUAAUGAUACUCCAAUUGGUGAUCUUUGUCGUCUAGGUACGAAUUAUAAAAAUUCAAUAGAAUGUCAAACAUCAAUUCCUCCGACAUCUCAACCAAUUCUUCCAUCACAUUCAACAACAAAUGCAUUGUCGUUUACAAUUGGUAUUCGAACAUUUACUGCUUCAAAUUCUACAUCGAUUAAAUCUUCAUCAAAUGAAUCACUACAACCUCCACCAUCUAAAAAAUUAAAAACAUCAAAUUUAACUUUACUCGAUGAAUUAAUACGUGAUAUAGAUGAGUCAACUGAUGUUCCAUUCUUUAAUAUAUCAUUACCACGUGAACUAGCAUUACAAAUAUUUGAGAAUUUAUCUAUUAAUGAUUUAUAUUCAUGUUCGCAAGUAUGUAAAUCAUGGUAUUCGUUAUCAUGUGAUGAAUUGUUAUGGUAUAAUUUAUAUAAACAUUUAAAACUUGAAUAUUCACAUAAAAUAUCUGAUAAUACUUGGAAGAAUCAUGUAAAAGAAGCUAUCUUAUCAAAUCAAAAAUUAAUACAAAAUUUUAAAAAUCAUCAGUGUCGUACAACAAAAUUAACACAUCGACUUGGCAUUGUUUUAACAUGUGCAAAUAAUAAUCAAACAACAAUUGUUGCUGGUUAUUCAACAGGUAUUAUUCGUACAUGGCCUAUUGAAGCUAUUUUAAAUGCUAACGAUACUAAUGAUGAUGAUGAUAAUGAACAAUUAAAUAUACCUGAUAUUAUUUAUGAAUCAACAGAUACAAAUGUACAUACAGAUAUUUCAAGUGUUAAAUCAGUUGGACUUUUAAAAAAUGAUAUUUAUGCUUUACAUGACGAUGGUCUAUUAGAAAUUUGGACAAAAGGUAUUGGUAAACAACCACGUUUUACUCAACAGUUAACAUCUCUGCCACUUGAACAUAUUUCUAAUGAUGAAACUAUAUUAUGUGCUGCAAGUCGAUCUAAAUUUUAUGCAUGGAAUUUUAAUGAGCCUGAAUCAACUCCUGUAUUUCAAGAACUGAAUUUUAUAGGUGAUAUAAAUGAUCGUAUUUUAUCAUUUUCUAUGUCUAGUCAUCAUUCCGUACCAAUAUCGAUUGUUGCUGGUAAUAAAUCACUUUGGUGUAUAUCAUUAUUAAAUUUAACAAAUCGUCUCUCAUUUUAUUCCACACUUGAAACACAAUAUAUACAAAAAAUGCCAUUAGAUAUUCAUAAUGAUGAACCAUUAGCAAUUAUUGGACUUGAUAAUGAAAUAAAAUUAUUUGAUUUACAAAGUGGUCGUUGUAAUAUUGUAUCAACAAAUUAUAAAUAUCUUCCUGCAGGUGUUCAUUUAAUUCGAGCUGAUAAAUGUCCAAUAAAUGAAUUUAUUGUUGCAUAUGAUAAUUCUCAAAUAAGUAUAUUUGAUCGAAGACAAAAAGAUGGUGGUGUACAACAUUUUUAUAAUCAUUAUUCUACAAUAACAACAUUACAAAUGGAUACAUGGAAAUUAGCAAGUACAGAUAUACGUGGUUUUGUUCGACUUUGGGAUCGCCGAAUGCAUCCACAUUCAUUAUGGCAUAUGAAUCCACAAUCACAUCCUGUUACACAUUGUUCAUUUGAUAAACAAACACUUAUUUGUGCAUUAACACCCCAUUGUAAACGACCCGAUAUGAUUGAUUAUCAAAUUAAUUCUGAUCUUUUAUCAGGACAUAUUUAUGUAUGUAAUUUUAAUUCAGAUAUGUCAACACAACUUGAUAAUGAUUUAAAAAUCUGUACAUCAUCAUAUGAUGCACCGCAAGCAUCAAAUAGAAGGAUUGGUUUACAUACUCCAUAUGAUAUAAUUCAAUAA